This is a messenger RNA of Hevea brasiliensis (rubber tree), 1616 nucleotides long. RefSeq names its product UDP-glycosyltransferase 79B6-like. Lineage: Eukaryota; Viridiplantae; Streptophyta; Magnoliopsida; Malpighiales; Euphorbiaceae. The transcript has a single exon. The record is from RefSeq and is a predicted model, not a curated record. The coding region runs from base 87 to 1463 and encodes 458 amino acids. Gene Ontology annotation, molecular function: UDP-glycosyltransferase activity.
ACUAUUUGUCUUGGCCAAGCAAAUUACAAUCACCAUGAACUAGAUCUAAAUCCAACAAGAAUCUCUCCUCCUCCAUUGUAAGAAAAAUGAGUCACCCCAAGAACUCCAAUUUUCACCUACUAAUGUUCCCGUGGUUUGCUUUUGGCCACAUGACCCCAUUCCUCCACCUUUCAAACAGGCUUGCAGAGAGAGGUUACUCCUCCACCUUCUUGCUUCCCAUCAAAGCUAUACAACAGUUACAACACUUGAAUCUUUAUCCUCAUCUCAUCACCUUCCACCCUCUCACGGUCCCUCACGUCGAGGGUCUCCCUGAAGGCACCCAGAACGCCUCUGACAUCCCCAUUCAAUUCACCUAUCUGCUAGCUGCAGCCAUGGAUCGUACCCGUGAUCAAGUCGAAAGGGUAAUACGUGACACCAAACCUAAGUUGAUUUUUUAUGAUGUAGCCCAUUGGGUGCCAGAGAUAACCAAAGCCUUUGGCAUUAAGGCCAUAAACUAUUCCGUUGUUUCAGCUGCAUCCAUUGCAAUAGUACUAGUCCCGGCACGUAAUGUGCCUAAAGAUAAGCCCAUCACCGAGGCUGAACUUUUAGUGCCACCCGCCGGCUAUCCAUCGUCAACUGUCGUUCUUCGCGGCCAUGAAGUGCGCUCAUUGUUAUUUAUAUCGCAGCCUUUCGGUGAGGGGAUAACGUUUUACGAGAGAAUCUACAAAGCAAUGAAAGAAAGUGAUGCCUUAGCCAUCAGAACUUGCAAUGAAACCGAAGGAAAAUUUUGUGAAUAUAUUGGGAGUCAAUAUGGGAAGCCGGUAUUUCUAACCGGACCUAUGUUGCCGGAGCCGCCUAAAAUGCCCCUAGAAGAUCGGUGGGUUAAAUGGCUAAGUGGGUUUCAACCAGGUUCAGUGGUGUUCUGCGCAUUUGGCAGUCAAAUUGUUCUUGAGAAAAAUCAAUUUCAAGAACUGGUUUUAGGGCUUGAAUUAACAGGUUUGCCAUUUUUAGUGGCCUUAAAGCCACCAAUGGGUGCCGCAACAGUGGAAGAAGCACUGCCCAAAGGGUUCGAAGAGAGGGUUAAAGGUAGAGGAGUGGUAUGGGGGGGAUGGGUACAACAGUUAAUGAUCCUAGAGCACCCAUCAGUAGGAUGUUUUGUGAGCCAUUGUGGGUUUGGAUCAAUGUGGGAAUCUUUGAUGAGUGAUUGUCGAGCAGUAUUGAUUCCACAUUUGGGUGACCAAAUCUUGAACACCAGGUUCAUGGCUGAAGAGUUGAAGGUAGCUGUGGAGGUGGUGAGAGAUGAGAAAGCGUGGUUUUCCAAGGAGAACUUAAGCAAAUCCAUAAAGUCUGUAAUGGAUAAAGGCAGUGUAAUGUGUUCAAUGCUGAAGGAGAACCACAGAAAGUGGAGGGAGAUGCUGAACAAGGGGUUGAUGAAUAGUUAUGUUGAUAAAUUUAUAGAAAAUAUGCAUGAACUUGUCAAUUAAUUUCUCUCCUCUAGUUUGUUAUUAAUUGUUUUAGGUUGAUUCUAUUCGUUUUAGGAAGUUGUAAUUGUUUGAUUAAUAAGAUCUUUGAUGUUUUGGUUUCAUAUUUACAUACAGUUAGAAGAAUAAAAUGAAAAAAAAAAAGUUUUUAAUUAU